Messenger RNA from Xyrauchen texanus (razorback sucker), 997 nucleotides. RefSeq names its product MOB kinase activator 3A-like. Gene Ontology annotation, biological process: positive regulation of protein phosphorylation; signal transduction. NCBI's taxonomy places the organism in Eukaryota, Metazoa, Chordata, Actinopteri, Cypriniformes, Catostomidae. The transcript has 3 exons. The record is from RefSeq and is a predicted model, not a curated record. Gene Ontology annotation, cellular component: nucleus; cytoplasm. Bases 13 to 663 code for a protein of 216 amino acids. Gene Ontology annotation, molecular function: protein kinase activator activity.
CCCCUGGCAAACAUGUCCCUGGCUAUAAAGCAAGUCUUCAACAAGGACAGGACAUUCCGGCCCAAGCGGAAGUUUGAGCCUGGAACACAGCGCUUUGAGCUACACAAGAAAGCGCAGGCGUCCCUUAAUGCUGGCCUGGACCUGAAACAGGCAGUGCAACUGCCGCACGGCGAAGACCUGAAUGAUUGGGUGGCCGUUCACGUGGUGGACUUCUUUAACCGCAUCAACCUUAUUUACGGCACCAUCAGUGACUCCUGCACAGACCAGACCUGCCCUGUUAUGUCCGGCGGGCCCAAGUACGAGUACCGCUGGCAGGACGAACACAAGUACAAGAAGCCCACUGCUCUCCCUGCGCCCAAAUACAUGAGCCUGCUAAUGGACUGGAUUGAGGUGCAGAUCAACAAUGAACAGAUCUUCCCCACUAAUGUCGGUACGCCAUUCCCCAAGACCUUCAUGCAAGUAGCGAAGAAGAUCUUGUCUCGUUUAUUCCGUGUUUUUGUCCAUGUCUACAUUCACCACUUUGACUGUGUGAACCAGAUGGGAGCAGAAGCCCACGUGAACACCUGUUACAAGCAUUUCUAUUACUUUGUUACUGAAUUCAACCUCACAGACCACAAAGAACUGGAGCCUCUGAAAGAGAUGACAUCUCAGAUGUGCCACUGAGGAAAAAAAAAAAAAAGAGCAGUCCCUCUCAUUCCACACAGAACAUAAGAACCACCCAAAUUAACCAUUUAAACGCGUAUGAAGCUAACUCGCAAAGACUCUUAUUUUUUUUAUACACUUUUAAAAGUAUUGUAAUAUUCUAUUUAGCGAGAGACAACUCUGUAUUCUGAUGUGUGAAUAGUUUUAUUAGAAAUCAGUAUUAACUGUUAUUUUAGUCUUUCCAAAUUUGUCUCAAUCAUUCCAUUUUUCUGUUGUCAUAAUCUAUAAUGCAGAUUAUAUUUGUGACUAUUUAUGUAUGUGUUUGAGAUAUUAAACCCAUUCUGUCUUGUCUGUG